UUAAUAUUUAAUUAUCUAUAUUUUAGCCUAGCUAUAGGAGGAAAUCUUGACCAUUAAGAGUUUUUAAAAAAUUGAUCAUAUUUUUAAAUCUGACUCCCAAGCUAUGAAACGAUUAGACAAAAUGCUAGAACUCACUGGGGUCCAGGGGCGGACUGACCAUUUGGAAACUCGGGCACUGCCCGAGGGACCGGGAUGCCCCUGGUACCUUUUUCAUAGGCUUUUUUGAGUUUGAGCAAGGACACAGGGGCCCCAUGAUCCCCUAUUGCCCGGGGG
Molecule: messenger RNA, 273 nt
Organism: Staurois parvus
Lineage: Eukaryota; Metazoa; Chordata; Amphibia; Anura; Ranidae
Source: the annotation of a GenBank genome assembly